GCGCGCCAUAGCUGUUUACAAAGGUCUGCGCAGCGAAUCUCUCAUUAAAUAACGAAAUAAAUGCAUUAAACAAAAAGAAACAAACGUUUCAGCAAAGUUAGGUAAAGUAAUUUUAGCGAAUCGGUCGAAAUUACAUUAUAUUCGCAAAUAGUUUGAUGAAUCGUGAUGCGUAUAUAUUUGACAGGCUGCGGUAAGAAGCGAGUCACACAAUGACAACAGUCCUCCAGCGUAACGAACCCCUGAUGUCACUGUGCUAGAUUCAUACUAGGUCCGUCUGAAACGAUUUCUCCAGUGCAGCUCGAGUUUACAUUAAGACACAGCCAGAGAAAUGUCUGCUGCGGCGCGUGUAGCGGCGCCCGUGAUGCUGUCCCGGUUCCGCGGGGCUCUGGUCGGCUCGGUGUUGGGCGACUGUAUAGGCGGCGAGUUUGAAGGCGCUGUGGAUGUGCCUUUAGAUCGAGUCCUUCAGCAUCUCAGUGCUCUGGAGGAUGAAACACGGGGCGAUGGAAUUCUUCAGUACAGUGAUGACACAGCCAUGAUGCGAUGCGUUGCAGAUUCACUCCUCACCAGGAUGGCGUUUGAUGAACGAGACAUGGCUCGAAGAUUUGCAAAGGAGUAUAACCUUGCUCCGGGGCGAGGUUACGGCUCAGGUGUCAUACAGGUUCUGCGGAAGCUUGCGUCGCCCCAUCUGAAGGACGUCUUCCAGCCGGCACAGGCUCAGUUUGGCGGCCGCGGUUCUUUCGGGAAUGGAGGUGCCAUGAGAGCGGCACCCUUUGCCCUGGCCUUCAAAAGUCGUGCUGAUGUCUGCAGGUACUCUCGGCUUGGCGCAAUGUUAACACACUCAUGCUCUUUGGGCUACAAUGGGGCAGCGUUGCAGGCCCUUGCUGUCCAUCUGUCUCUCCAAGGCGCUUUGGCUCUGCCAAAAGAAUUCAUCAACAAACUGAUAUCAGAAAUGGAGGAGAUGGAAAAAGAUGAAACCGCCCAGCUUGAUGCUAAAGCACUCAAUUUGUCAGAUUUCCCAUAUUGCUCACGAUUGCACAGAGUGAAAGAACUUAUGGACAGAAACAGUGUGAGCAUUGAGGAGGUCAUAUCUGAACUGGGGAAUGGCAUCGCUGCCUUACAGUCUGUGCCCACCGCUAUCUUCUGCGUGCUGCAUUGUUUGGAGCCCCGUGAUGGGCUGCCAGAGCGAUUCGGAGGACUGGAGAGGACAAUAGCCUACAGCUUGGCUCUGGGUGGUGACACUGACACCAUUGCUUGCAUGGCAGGGGCAAUCGCGGGGGCACAUUAUGGCAUUGACUCCAUUCCCCAGAGCUGGCAGAAGAGCUGCGAAGGGGUGGAGGAGGCAGAUGAUUUAGCGAGACGUUUGUAUGAUCUUUACUGCCUUCCACAGUUUGAAGAGGAAAGGGGGACAUCAAGCUGCGAGAACAAUCAACCGCACACUGCAAAAACUGACUGACCCACUAAAUGGCCAUAUGCAACAUGCAGCCACACAUAAGUGAAACUUUACCUGGCACACAGUGUCAAAUGCACUUGCUAAUAUACCAUCAUCUAUGUUUAUAAAAAUGUGAAACUUCUUGUGCAAAAUGUUUACAAUAAAAAGAACAAAAUGGUACAAUUUUAUUGGUAA
Messenger RNA from Onychostoma macrolepis, 1624 nucleotides. It is a transcript of the gene adprs, whose product is annotated as ADP-ribosylserine hydrolase. The record is from RefSeq and is a predicted model, not a curated record. The transcript has 6 exons. The coding region runs from base 329 to 1453 and encodes 374 amino acids. Gene Ontology annotation, cellular component: mitochondrion; nucleus. NCBI's taxonomy places the organism in Eukaryota, Metazoa, Chordata, Actinopteri, Cypriniformes, Cyprinidae.